UUGUUUUAAUUUACUAUUACUCACAGCAACAUUCCUUUUCUGUUCUGCAACAACAUCCAUCUUUCUGAGGCAUUAUUCUGAAGCUCCGGAAAAUGGCUUCGCAACAAUUUCCAAAUAAUCCACCCACCUACGACCAGGUGAUGAUGUCGGGAAACAAUGGUGCUGUUCCUGUGACCAUUAUAACACCUUCGGCACCGGCUACAUCAGGUUCAUAUCCGCGACAGGAGUAUGUGCAGGCAACUAUCGCUACGCCGGUGGUGGCUCCAAUACAUGGCGCGAUGCCUUACUACGGGACAAUGGAUGCUAACAAAGUUACCGUUCAAGUUGUCCCUCAAGUUACCCAGCCAGUCCCGGUGCCACAGAUCACACAGCAAAUUAUCGUCGUAAACGGAUGCCCUGCUUGCCGGAUCGGAAUGCUAGAGGACGACUAUUCUUGCUUGGGUAUAUUUUGUGCAAUUUUCUUCUUCCCGGUAGGCAUUCUGUGUUGCCUGGCCAUGCGCAAUCGACGUUGCACAAAUUGUGGCGCACAGUUUUGAGCAAAUUAUAGACGACCCUAGAGUACAUGUCUCAGAUGCGUGAGUUGUGAGUUCUGGAAUUGCAAUGGCUCUGCAUAACACCAGCUUCAAUCAGAUGCGAGCAAAUUACUUUGGCUCGAGAAUGACCUGUUGGCUCCUUCCAAUGCCAAUAGUAUGUUAAUAGGAAUUCAAAAAACGGUAUGUGAUACACCACCAUGAAGAAGUGGAGCGUAACCGAGUGUUAAAUCGUAAAACGCCUCUCAACACCUAGUUGAUAGGUAUACUAUUGAUAUACACGUUUGAUAGUUGUUUGUAAUCCAGUUUCAUGUCAUUUUGUAUGCCAAAUAUAAAGUUUAUUGUAAAAAACACUUCCCCGGUUCGGUUUGCGCUCUAUCAAAGAUGUCAUCUUCAGAUUGAGUUGAUUGCA
This is a messenger RNA of Anopheles bellator, 942 nucleotides long. RefSeq lists its product as uncharacterized. The transcript is spliced from 2 exons. The record is from RefSeq and is a predicted model, not a curated record. Lineage: Eukaryota; Metazoa; Arthropoda; Insecta; Diptera; Culicidae. Bases 93 to 536 code for a protein of 147 amino acids.